GGCGUGUAUUUAGUUUAAUCGUGGCGUUUGUAAGUAACGGUUGUUUAUUCAAAUAAAUAUUUUGAAAAUUAAACAAAAUAAUAAGAACUAGUUUAAAGUGAAGAUUGGUGUGUUUUGUUUAGAAAAGGAUGACAAAAUAAACAAAUAAUUAAAAUAAAUAAAGAAUCCUUUUUAAUAAAUUUCUAUUAAUUUAAUUUGUUGAUUAAUUUAUUGUAAAUUAAUUAAAUGAAAACAAAAUGAAGACUGCUAAACUAGAAGAAUCACCCAAAAAAACCAAAGACACCGUGUCCAACAGUGUAGAUGAUUAUGAUCCACAUGAUCAUCGAGAUGUUAAGAAUCCUACCACUAAUUGGCAGACCAUGGCACAUUUCCUUAAGGCCAGCAUAGGUACUGGCGUUUUGGCAAUGCCCAGUGCAUAUGCAAAUGCUGGUUAUAUUAAUGGUUUCAUAUUGACGGCGAUUAUUGGUGCCAUUGCUGUCUACUGUUUACACAUAUUGAUUAAUUCCAUGUACCUGCUGUGUAAACGGAAACGUGUACCAUAUUUAUCAUUCUCACAAGCCAUGACAAUUGGUUUUCAGGAGGGCCCGCCAUUUUUCAAAUGUAUUGUACCAAUUGCAACCCCCUUUGUCGAUGGUUUCCUGGCCUUUUAUCAUUUUGGUAUUUGCUGUGUGUACGUUGUCUUCAUCUCGGAGAGCAUUAAACAAAUUGUUGAUGAGCAUUUAGUAGUAUUGGAUUUAAGAAUCCACAUGUGCUUCGUAUUAGUGCCAUUAUUUUUAAUUUACAGCAUUAGAAGUUUAAGAUUUUUGGCAAUAUUCUCCUCGUUUGCCAAUGUGCUGCUGUUUGUGGGUUUUGGUGUUAUUCUGUAUUAUAUAUUUGAUGAUUUACCACCCCUAUCGGAACGUAAAGCAUUCGAGCAUAUUUCCAAGUUGCCAAUUUUCUUUGGCACAGUUUUGUUUGCUCUAGAGGCUGUUGGUGUGAUUUUAGCCAUUGAGGAGAAUAUGAAAACACCGAAGGCAUAUUUGAAACCAUUUGGCAUUAUGAAUAUCGGCAUGACAAUUGUUUUAAGUCUCUAUAUUAUUUUGGGUUUCUUUGGCUACUGGAAAUAUGGUGAUGCCUCCAAGGGCAGUGUUACAUUGAAUAUACCACAAGAAGAAAUUUUGGCACAAGUUACCAAAAUUUUAUUCGCCAUCACAACAUGGAUUUCAUAUGCGCUGCAAGGUUACGUUACGGCCGAUAUCAUCUGGCAUAAAUAUUUAUCAAAGAGAGUAAAAGACACAUCGAAACAUGUUCUCUUUGAGCUGCUCAUACGGGCCUGCAUUGUGCUUUUAACAUUUUGUUGUGCCAUUCUCGUGCCGGAUUUAUCGCUAUUUCUCUCGUUGGUCGGUUCAUUUUGUUUGUCGAUUUUGGGAAUCAUAUUCCCAGCAUUAUUGCAAAUUUGUGUACAAUACACUACUGGCUAUGGACCAUGGAAGAUACGAUUAACCAAAAAUAUAUUACUCGUGGCAUUUGGUGUCUUUGGUGGCGUGGUCGGAACCUAUGUUAGUAUUGUUGAAAUUGUGGAAGCGUAUAAAAAAUAAAA
This is a messenger RNA of Calliphora vicina (urban bluebottle blowfly), 1579 nucleotides long. RefSeq names its product arcus (gene acs). Gene Ontology annotation, biological process: amino acid transmembrane transport. The transcript has 9 exons. The record is from RefSeq and is a predicted model, not a curated record. Bases 237 to 1577 code for a protein of 446 amino acids. NCBI's taxonomy places the organism in Eukaryota, Metazoa, Arthropoda, Insecta, Diptera, Calliphoridae. Gene Ontology annotation, molecular function: L-amino acid transmembrane transporter activity.